AUGGCUAUCGACAUGGGGAUCAAAAACUUUUCAUUUGCAAAACUCCAACUUGAUAAAACAUUACCAUUCAACACACCACCUUUAAUCAAAGAGUGGACCAAGCUUGAUGUGAACCAGUGGGCUGAUGUCUCUAGUGAUGCUUCAUAUGAACCUUCUAAGUAUGCAGAGCUAAGUUAUAGAGUGGUGGAUGAGCUUAUUUUCAAUAAAGAUCAAGAUGUUCCAGACGUGGUUUUAAUUGAAAGACAACGUAUUAGAUCAGCCGGUGGGAAAAAUGUUCUUGAAUGGGUUUACAGAGUCAAUAUGUUUGAAACAGGGAAUGAUGCUUAUGAAAAUGGAGAUUUCAAGUCACAUUUUGAAGAAGAUAGGUUAGAGCAUAAAAAGUCCAAGCGAGAUGGCGAAAAGAUUAGAAGUCAUAGGUUCACAAAAGUUUUUAGAAGGAAAGAGAAGGCACAAAGCCCUGAUUACACCAGCUCCCCUGAAGAUGACUGUCGAAUAGAGAAGGAACUGUCAAACAGCCUGGAUACAUAUACCUCAACAAAGGUGACCGAGAAAGAGGUAAAUUCAUUUCAAGAAGAGAGUGAUGAUACAAGUAUUCAAGAUAGUAAUGUCAAAAUACAGACAUCAAAGCGUCAUAGGUCACUUAGGAUUAGCUGGAGGUCAAAAAGAGAUGUUCCAAGUAGUAGCAUCAAGAGCUCCAAGUCUAAUAAGAGAUCAGGUUUUAGAAGUUUCUUUUUCAGGUCAAAAGGUCCAAUUAGUGUUCCAAGUGAAAACAAGACGGAAUCAUCAGUUGUAACGUCAUCAGUAUACGAUGUUCAGGAAACAUUGACUCAGAGAUAUAUGAAGGAUAGCUCAGGUUUGAAUCAAUUGUUACAAGAUAUGGAUGCUAUACCCUUUGAUUUAUCUGUGAAGAAAGAAAAUACUUUUCAUGAGAAGGUUACAAAGGUUAUCCAAUCUUUAAGUCCAUCAAAAAAAUCACCAGAAGAGAGCACAUCUAGAUCAGAUAAAGAUGCUGAGGAUGAUUAUUCACAAGAUUUUGAAACAUGGAAUCCUUAUGGUAGAACAAACAAUAAAGACAAGGUUGAUAGAAUAUCAAUAACAUCUAGUGAGUUUGAGUUGUCAAAGAAGUAUAAUGUCAAUCUUUCGGUACAGAGAAGACCUAGCAAGCUUGGAUCGUUUGCAAGAAGUCUAUCACUAAGAGCAAAAGGCAAAUUGAGGAGUCAUUUGAAUUCAGAUGAAUCGCUCAAGGAGAAAGAGAAGGAAAAGUUUAAAGAAAAUAAUGAGGAGUUGUCAACAAAUCAGAAGGAGAGCUUAUCUUCACUAUUUGGCCAGAACCUUACCAAACCAUCACCCAACGGAGGCAAUAAUUAUCAGAGCGACUUCAGCUCUGCAUCAUCAACAACAGUGGCUGGAAACGAUGAUUUAUUUGGAAAACUUUAUGCUAAAACUUUAGAUGCUGUUGAUAAAGGGUCACCGAGUAUUGAAAAUUUUAGUGGUUCCACAAAGAUUAGCACCCCUUCACGUAACGAAUCUAGCAAAAUAGAAAAUAUCGAAGAUCCCAAAACACCCAUUGAGAAAUCAACCCCAAAACCAGGCUCAGAUGCUUAUCAUAAUGUGAUUGUGAACUUUGCAUCUAUUGAUGAUGACACAUAUGACAGUGAAGAAGUGUCCUCUUUUCUCCAGGAUUUUUAUGAACCAUCAAGACCCACUACAAAGCGAGAUUCAAGAAAAACUUCAUGUCAGUUGUCUAGAUCAAAUUCAAGAGCUUUUGGAAGUGUACGGAGAAAUCCUUUAGAAUUCAAGAAAGAGACACAGAGACCGUUGACAGCCGUUGAAUUGUUUCAAAAAGAGCUUGAUGAAAACAAGCAAGAAUUGGAAGAACUUUCUUUCCAGAUAAUCCGAGAUCGAAACCACCACAGGAAAGUGAUUAAUGGUCUACUGACUUGA
Messenger RNA from Hansenula anomala, 1944 nucleotides. RefSeq lists its product as uncharacterized. Lineage: Eukaryota; Fungi; Ascomycota; Saccharomycetes; Phaffomycetales; Wickerhamomycetaceae. The record is from RefSeq and is a predicted model, not a curated record. The transcript is spliced from 2 exons. Bases 1 to 1944 code for a protein of 647 amino acids. Gene Ontology annotation, molecular function: crossed form four-way junction DNA binding; Y-form DNA binding; flap-structured DNA binding. Gene Ontology annotation, cellular component: mitochondrion.